CAUUCCAAGUUUCUUUCGUAUCGUUAUAACAUCUCAGAUUGGAUGAAAAGUUCCAUGAUUGAAGAAUUUGCUGUGUUUUCUUCAAUUCCAGCUUGAUUAAUUGAAGAACAAAAUCAGCCCUCUUGAUCAAAAGCAGUAACCUUGGGACAUGUACUAUGAGUGGUGGGAUUCGUACAAGCGUGAAGGGGUUCCUUAAUGCAAAACGCCUGGCUUUGUCUGAGGAAAUAGAUACAGUGAAUGAGAUUGAUGAGAAAAUCACUCACAAUUUCACUGUACUCCAAGCUGUUGCUAAUUCUCUAAAUAAGAGGAAAGCACAAGAGAACAGCUUUGGUUCACCUUCAUAUGGGCUCAGUAUCUGUGAUGUGCCUUCAACUCCUGGGGCACAUAAUGAUAUGUUCCCAAGAAGAUUCUUCUAUAGUGAACUGAAAACAGCGACCUGGAACUUUCAUCCUGAAAAUAAGAUCGGUGAAGGUAGUUUUGGUCAGGUUUUCAAAGGGUGGGUGGAUGACAAUACAUCAACAUCUGCCAAUCCCGGAAAUGGCAUGUUAGUUGCUGUGAAGACCAUUAACCGAGAAGGUUUACAAGGUCACCAAGAAUGGUUGUCAGAAAUUUACUACCUAGGAAGGCUGCAUCAUCCAAAUGUUGUGAAGUUGUUGGGAUAUUGCUUCGAGGAUGACCACCGGCUUCUGGUUUAUGAAUUUAUGGCUUAUGGAAGCUUGGAGGUUCAUCUAUUUGGAUGGGCUUCUAACCUUCAACCACUUUCGUGGAUCCUGCGUAUGAAGAUUGCUCUUGAUGCUGCUAAGUCUCUUGCAUUUAUUCAUAAUAGUGAGAGAAAAGUGAUCCAUCGGGACUUCAAGAGCUCUAAUAUCCUACUGGAUUCAAACUACAAUGCCAAACUCUCUGAUUUUGGUUUUGCCAAGGAUGGACCAGCAGGUGAUGGUAGCCAUGUCUCCACAAGGGUGAUGGGGACUUAUGGAUAUGCAGCUCCAGAGUAUGUUGCUACAGGUCAUUUAACCGGAAAAAAUGAUGUGUAUGGUUUUGGAGUAGUUAUGCUCGAGUUGUUGUCUGGAAGACAAGUUCUUGACAGUAGCCGGUCAACCUCAGACUGCCAGCUGUACUGCAAACCAACAAUGUCUUCUGUUGAUUUGCGAAGUAUAGAGUUUGUACCAGAAGCAAGUGGCUCCGGCUCCUGGAAACACAUGCCUUAUGUUGAUGGUGCCUCUUCGAAUGCAUUUUCUUUGUAUUAUGAGCAAGUGUGCUAACCAUUCUAAAAUUUUACCCGCUGCCACCUUCUGCUUUGCUGCAACAUCUUGAAGUACUGAUGAGGUCAUGCUCUUGAUGGAGGGCAGCCUUUCACUUAGCUCAGCUCUCACAUUUUCUGGCAACAUACUAUACAGGGGUUUUCUGGAUUCUGAAUAAGUGGUUAGACACGGAAGUCUUGAUAAACGUUCAAUUUCGAUGACAAUAUUUGCAUAGUGCAGUUCUGAGGCAGAAGCACCGAGUGUGCAGGGUGGAGCAUCCAACAGCUUGUACUUGCUGAGAUUUGAUGGACUAGGACUUGUGUGAUAAUAAUCUUUUGCUUCUGCAUCUACCAUCAGUUGAGGAGGUCCAAAAACAGACUUGAAAAGACUGAAAAUUGUGAAGAAAGCAGAUCUUGCCAAAAGGAUACCUACAUAAUCGAAAGUCACGUUCCACAAGGACCCCUCUUUCAAAUUCUCGACCUCCAGCCUCUUUAGCUCUACCUUGUUCUGAAACUCGAGCAAACUUGGACCAUCCAAGGUGGCAGCGGUUUCUUUUAAAGUAUGUUCGAGAUCCGUAAGAACUUUCAUCUUGUCAUGCAAACUUUCAUUUAUUGAAAUGA
Messenger RNA from Argentina anserina (silverweed cinquefoil), 1861 nucleotides. Its product is annotated as receptor-like cytoplasmic kinase 176. Gene Ontology annotation, molecular function: ATP binding; protein kinase activity. The transcript is spliced from 8 exons. Lineage: Eukaryota; Viridiplantae; Streptophyta; Magnoliopsida; Rosales; Rosaceae. Bases 156 to 1262 code for a protein of 368 amino acids. The record is from RefSeq and is a predicted model, not a curated record. Gene Ontology annotation, biological process: protein phosphorylation.